Molecule: messenger RNA, 5992 nt
Organism: Trichomycterus rosablanca
Lineage: Eukaryota; Metazoa; Chordata; Actinopteri; Siluriformes; Trichomycteridae
Product: myosin heavy chain, fast skeletal muscle-like
Exons: 40
Coding region: 72-5885 (1937 amino acids)
Biological process (GO): muscle contraction
Cellular component (GO): cytoplasm; myosin II complex; myosin filament
Molecular function (GO): microfilament motor activity; ATP binding; actin filament binding
Source: RefSeq, a predicted model, not a curated record
UAUCCAGAAAGGUGCCAGUUGUGUUCUGCCUCUAAUUUCUGUAUUAACAGACAACCAAAUAAACCGCCACCAUGGGAGAUGGUGAGAUGGAGUGUUUCGGCCCCGCGGCCGUAUUCCUCCGCAAGCCAGAAAGGGAGAGGAUCGAGGCUCAGAACAAACCUUUUGAUGCCAAAACAGCAGUCUUUGUUUGUGAGCCCAAGGAGAUGUACCUCAAGGGUACACUCAAGAGUAAAGAGGGUGGCAAAGCCACUGUGGAACUUCUGGAAAGCAAACAGGUGGUCACAGUCAAGGAGGACGAAGUCUUCCCCAUGAACCCUCCAAAGUAUGACAAGAUUGAAGACAUGGCCAUGAUGACCCACCUCAAUGAACCUGCUGUGCUGUUUAACCUCAAAGAGCGUUACGCAGCAUGGAUGAUCUACACCUACUCUGGGUUGUUCUGCGCCACUGUGAACCCCUACAAGUGGCUCCCAGUAUACGACGCUAAAGUUGUCAGUGGAUACAGAGGCAAAAAAAGGAUUGAGGCUCCACCCCACAUCUUCUCCAUCUCUGAUAACGCCUAUCAGUUCAUGCAAACUGAUCGUGAAAACCAGUCCGUCCUGAUCACUGGAGAAUCCGGUGCAGGAAAGACUGUGAACACCAAACGUGUCAUCCAGUACUUUGCGACAAUCGCAGUGGUUGGACAGAAGAAAGCAGAGGCUUCUGCUGGCAAAAUACAGGGGUCGCUGGAAGAUCAAAUUAUUGCAGCCAACCCCCUGCUGGAGGCUUAUGGUAAUGCCAAGACUGUCAGGAAUGACAACUCCUCCCGUUUUGGUAAAUUCAUAAGAAUCCACUUCGGUACUACAGGAAAGCUGUCAUCUGCUGACAUUGAAACUUAUCUGCUGGAAAAGUCAAGAGUCACUUUCCAGCUGUCUGCUGAGAGGAGCUACCACAUCUUCUACCAGCUCAUGACUGGACACAAACCAGAGCUGCUUGAGGCGCUGCUCAUCACCACCAACCCCUACGACUAUCACAUGAUCAGCCAGGGUGAAAUCACAGUCAAGAGCAUUGAUGAUGUGGAGGAGUUCAUAGCCACAGAUACCGCUAUUGACAUCCUGGGCUUCACCGCUGAUGAGAAAAUAAACAUCUACAAGCUGACCGGUGCUGUGAUGCAUCACGGCAACAUGAAGUUCAAGCAGAAGCAGAGGGAGGAGCAGGCUGAGCCUGAUGGCAAUGAGGUGGCCGAUAAAAUCGCCUACCUCUUGGGCCUGAACUCUGCUGACAUGCUGAAAGCUGUGUGCUACCCCAGAGUGAAGGUCGGGAAUGAAUAUGUGACCAAGGGCCAGACUGUACCUCAGGUGAACAAUGCAACAAUGGCUCUCUGCAAGUCCAUCUAUGAGAAAAUGUUCUUGUGGAUGGUCGUUCGUAUCAAUGAGAUGUUGGACACAAAACAGCCAAGACAGUUCUUCAUUGGUGUGCUGGACAUCGCUGGGUUUGAGAUCUUUGAUUUCAACAGCUUGGAGCAGCUCUGCAUUAACUUCACAAAUGAGAAACUGCAGCAGUUCUUCAACCACCACAUGUUUGUGCUGGAACAAGAGGAGUACAAGAAAGAAGGCAUCGAGUGGGAGUUCAUCGACUUCGGUAUGGACUUGGCUGCCUGCAUUGAGCUUAUUGAGAAGCCAAUGGGCAUCUUCUCCAUCCUUGAAGAGGAGUGCAUGUUCCCCAAGGCUACUGACACGUCCUUCAAGAACAAGCUGCACGACCAGCAUCUUGGUAAAAAUAAUGCCUUCCAGAAGCCAAAGCCUGCCAAAGGCAAAGCUGAGGCCCACUUCUCACUGGUGCACUACGCCGGUACUGUGGACUACAACAUUUCUGGCUGGCUGGACAAGAACAAGGAUCCACUGAACGACUCGUGUGUGCAGCUGUACCAGAAGUCUGCAAACAAACUGCUGUGUAUGCUGUACGCUGCUCAUGCCGGUGCUGAUGCUGAUACAGGUGGAAAGAAAGGUGGAAAGAAGAAGGGAGGUUCCUUCCAGACCGUCUCUGCUCUGUUCAGGGAAAAUCUGGGCAAGCUGAUGACCAACUUGAAAAGCACUCACCCUCACUUUGUGCGCUGCUUGAUUCCUAAUGAGUCCAAGACUCCAGGACUGAUGGAGAACUUCCUGGUCAUCCACCAGCUGAGAUGUAACGGUGUGCUGGAGGGUAUCAGGAUCUGCAGGAAGGGAUUCCCCAGCAGGAUCCUCUAUGGUGACUUCAAGCAGAGAUACAAGGUCCUGAAUGCCAGUGUCAUCCCAGAGGGACAGUUCAUCGACAACAAGAAAGCUUCAGAGAAACUCUUGGGCUCCAUUGAUGUCGACCACACCCAGUACAAGUUUGGACACACUAAGGUGUUCUUCAAAGCCGGUCUGCUGGGUACCCUUGAGGAGUUGCGAGAUGAGAAACUGUCUAAUCUGGUGACCAUGACUCAGGCUUUGUGUCGUGGCUACCUCAUGAGAAGGGAGUUUGUCAAGAUGAUGGAGAGGAGAGAGUCGAUCUACUCUAUUCAAUACAACGUCCGCUCAUUCAUGAAUGUGAAACACUGGCCAUGGAUGAAGCUCUACUUCAAGAUCAAGCCUCUGCUGAAGAGCGCAGAGACUGAGAAGGAAAUGGUCGCCAUGAAGGAGAACUUUGAGAAGAUGAAGGAGGAUCUGGCAAAGGCACUGGCCAAGAAGAAGGAGCUUGAGGAGAAGAUGGUCUCUCUGCUGCAGGAGAAGAACGACCUGCAACUGCAAGUGGCAUCUGAAACUGAGAACCUUUCUGAUGCUGAGGAAAGGUGUGAGGGACUCAUCAAGAGCAAGAUCCAGUUUGAAGCCAAACUCAAAGAGACCAACGAGAGGCUGGAGGAUGAGGAGGAAAUCAAUGCUGAGCUGACUGCCAAGAAGAGGAAACUGGAGGACGAGUGCUCUGAGCUGAAGAAGGACAUUGAUGAUUUGGAGCUAACCUUGGCCAAAGUGGAAAAGGAGAAACAUGCCACUGAGAACAAGGUCAAGAACCUGACUGAGGAGAUGGCCUCUCUAGAUGAGGGCAUCGCCAAGCUCACCAAGGAGAAGAAAGCCCUCCAAGAGGCACACCAGCAAACUCUGGAUGAUCUCCAGGCAGAGGAAGACAAAGUCAACACUCUGACCAAAUCCAAGACCAAACUUGAGCAACAAGUUGAUGAUCUUGAGGGCUCUCUGGAACAAGAGAAGAAGCUCCGUAUGGACCUUGAGAGAGCCAAGAGGAAGCUUGAGGGUGACCUGAAACUGGCCCAGGAGUCCAUAAUGGACCUGGAGAAUGAUAAGCAGCAGUCUGAUGAGAAGAUUAAGAAGAAGGACUUUGAAAUUAGCCAACUUCUAAGCAAGAUUGAGGAUGAACAGUCACUGGGUGCUCAGCUUCAGAAGAAGAUCAAAGAACUUCAGGCUCGCAUUGAGGAGCUGGAGGAGGAAAUCGAGGCUGAGCGUGCAGCUCGUGCUAAAGUGGAGAAGCAGAGAGCUGAUCUCUCCAGGGAACUUGAGGAGAUCAGCGAGAGGCUCGAGGAGGCUGGUGGUGCCACCUCUGCUCAGAUUGAGAUGAACAAGAAGCGUGAGGCUGAGUUCCAGAAACUCAGGCGUGAUCUGGAAGAGUCCACUCUGCAGCAUGAAGCCACAGCCUCCGCCCUGCGCAAGAAGCAGGCCGACAGCGUCGCUGAGCUUGGAGAGCAGAUCGACAACCUUCAGCGUGUCAAACAGAAGCUGGAGAAGGAGAAGAGUGAAUACAAAAUGGAGAUCGAUGAUCUGUCCAGCAACAUGGAGGCUGUAGCCAAAUCAAAGACUAACCUAGAAAAAAUGUGCCGCACCCUAGAGGACCAGCUGAGUGAGUUUAAAGCUAAGAAUGAUGAAUAUAUUCGACAACUGAACGACAUUAGCACACAGAAAGCACGUUUUCAGACUGAGAACGGUGAAUUAAGCCGUCAGCUGGAAGAGAAAGAAGCACUUGUUUCUCAGUUGACCAGGGGCAAACAAGCUUAUACACAGCAGAUCGAGGAGCUUAAAAGACACAUUGAGGAGGAAGUCAAAGCCAAGAACGCUCUGGCUCAUGCCGUCCAAUCAGCCCGUCACGACUGCGAUCUGCUCAGAGAGCAGUUUGAGGAGGAGCAGGAGGCCAAGGCUGAGCUGCAGCGAUCACUGUCCAAGGCCAACAGUGAGGUGGCUCAGUGGAGAACCAAAUAUGAAACUGAUGCCAUCCAGCGUACUGAGGAACUCGAGGAAUCAAAGAAAAAGCUUGCUCAGCGUCUCCAGGAGGCUGAGGAAUCCAUUGAGGCUGUGAACUCCAAGUGUGCCUCCCUGGAGAAGACCAAGCAGAGGCUGCAUGGUGAAGUAGAGGACCUCAUGAUUGAUGUGGAGAGAGCCAACGCACUGGCUGCCAAUCUUGACAAGAAACAGAGGAACUUUGACAAGGUCCUGGCAGAAUGGAAGCAGAAGUAUGAGGAAGGCCAGGCUGAACUGGAGGGAGCUCAGAAGGAGGCUCGCUCUCUCAGCACUGAGCUCUUCAAGAUGAAGAACUCAUAUGAGGAGGCUCUUGAUCAUCUGGAGACUCUGAAGAGAGAGAACAAGAACCUGCAGCAGGAGAUCUCUGACCUGACUGAACAGAUUGGUGAGACUGGAAAAACCAUACAUGAACUGGAGAAGGCCAAGAAGACAGUGGACACUGAGAAAUCAGAAAUCCAGACAGCUCUUGAGGAGGCUGAGGGCACACUUGAGCACGAAGAGUCCAAGAUUAUCCGUGUCCAGCUUGAGCUCACCCAGGUGAAGAGUGAGAUCGACAGAAAAAUUGCUGAGAAGGACGAGGAGAUCGAGCAGAUCAAGAGAAACAGCCAGAGGGUGAUCGAGUCCAUGCAAAGCACUCUGGACUCUGAGGUCAGGAGCAGGAACGAUGCUCUCAGGGUCAAGAAGAAGAUGGAGGGAGACCUCAAUGAGAUGGAGAUUCAGCUGAGCCAUGCCAACCGCCAGGCGGCUGAGGCCCAGAAGCAGCUCAGGAACGUCCAAGGGCAGCUCAAGGAUGCCCAACUGCACCUUGAUGAAGCUGUAAGAGGACAGGAAGACAUGAAGGAACAGGUUGCCAUGGUGGAGCGCAGGAACAACCUGAUGUUGGCAGAGAUUGAGGAGCUGAGAGCUGCACUGGAACAGACUGAGAGAGGCCGCAAAGUGGCUGAACAAGAGCUGGUUGAUGCCAGUGAGCGUGUGGCACUGCUCCAUUCUCAGAACACCAGCCUGAUAAACACCAAGAAGAAGCUUGAGGCUGAUCUGGUGCAGGUCCAAGGUGAAGUAGAUGACAUAAUCCAGGAGGCCAGAAAUGCUGAAGAGAAAGCUAAGAAGGCUAUUACAGAUGCUGCCAUGAUGGCAGAGGAGCUGAAGAAGGAGCAGGACACCAGUGCUCAUCUGGAGAGGAUGAAGAAAAACCUUGAAAUUACAGUGAAAGAUCUGCAGCACCGUCUGGAUGAGGCUGAGAACCUCGCCAUGAAGGGUGGAAAGAAGCAGCUCCAGAAACUGGAGUCCAGGGUCCGUGAGCUGGAAUCUGAGGUUGAAACUGAGCAGAGACGUGGUGCUGAUGCUGUUAAAGGAGUCCGCAAAUACGAGAGGAGAGUGAAGGAGCUCACCUACCAGACUGAAGAGGACAAGAAGAACGUUAUGAGACUGCAGGACCUGGUGGACAAACUGCAGCUGAAAGUGAAGGCCUACAAGAGGCAGGCUGAGGAAGCUGAGGAGCAGGCCAACACUCACCUGUCCAGGUACAGGAAGGUGCAGCACGAGAUGGAGGAAGCUCAGGAACGUGCUGACAUUGCCGAAUCCCAGGUCAACAAGCUGAGAGCCAAGAGCAGAGAAGUUGGAAAGGGCAAAGAUGUGGCUGAAUAAAAGAUGAAGGCCAACAACACUGGACACCAACGAGCAAUCAUAUAAUAUGCAUUUCUUGUUGAACGUCUAUGUACAUGCAGUUCAAUAAAACUGUAUUUAAGAUCUAA